This is a messenger RNA of Rotaria sp. Silwood2, 1041 nucleotides long. Lineage: Eukaryota; Metazoa; Rotifera; Eurotatoria; Philodinida; Philodinidae. The record is from the annotation of a GenBank genome assembly.
AUGGUGAUAGGUGAUUUUGAUCAUGAUUUCCAAGAAUUUGAACAGUUUGUAAAACUAAUACCUAAUCUUAAAUGUCUCUCAAUAUCUGGCGGUGUUGGUCAAAAUAUUCUUGAUGCUCAUCGAUGGGAACGUUUGAUCACUUCAUCAUUACCUCGACUGGAAACAUUUCAUUUUAGAUUCAGUUGUGAUAGUAUGGAUGCGGACGAUAACAUCCUGGAGAUAUUUCAACAAUUUCAAAGUGAUUUUUGGCAUAGAGCUCAUAAUUGGUACACCGAAUGUCUAUUAACCAGUGACAACAGAUGGAUUUGUACGAUACCAUGUCCAUUAUAUCGAUGUAAAUUAGCGGUUUACACAAAUUCAAGUCAUUAUGUUGUUAUGCCAGCGGAUUCGAGCGACACUCAAGAUUUCACAUUAAAAGAAAAAAGAAUUCCUAAACCAAAGGAAUGCCAUUUUUACAGAAUUACUUCAUUAACAUUUGGGGGAUUAGAAAUCUCGGAGAAAUGUAUUUUAGAGACUAAAGACAUCAAAUCUUUGAAACGUAGUAUGACUUUAUCUGGUGUGUCUUAUUUAAACAUUUCAUCCGACUGUAAGAUAGCGAAACCAUCGGUUUUAUUAAGCAUCUUAAAAGAAACGCCUAAGGUAUCAUCGAUGUAUAUCGACCAAACUGUAUUAUUGCCAUUGCUAGUGGACGAUGAAUUGUGUACAUAUUUAAUUAAAAUGAUCAAAAGAUUGGAUUUAUAUAUGAAUUGGAGUAUUCCAACACAAAUGUUUAUUACUCAGGCUGAGUUAUCAAGGGUCUGCAAGGCAUUUUCCAAUGUUGAAGUUCUUCAAUGCAGUAUAAGUCAAAAAUCUGCAUUCAAAUAUCUAAUGGAAAAUUUACCGAAACUAUUUCAUCUGACGAUUUCAAUGAAAACAUCAGAAGAUCGCCGAAUUGUUUCAGAUUGGUUUGAUAAAGAACUAGCAAAAAGAAAUGCAAACUAUAAUAUUAAAUAUGAUCAAGGAAAACGAACUUGUGUAGUGACGGUGAAUGUUUGGAUAUGA